AUGGCCGAGACAUCCACUGAACCCAGAUCUGAAACUCCGCCUAUCACUAUGUGUGACAAGCCUCUCCACGAGAAUCACGAGCCUCGGCUUGGUGACAUGUCUGAUGUUCCCGCCGCAGCCAGCCUGGACGUUGAAACCAAGACCAAGUCCGACUCAUACUCUCAUGAGGUCCCUGACAAUGGUAGCGCUAUCAAGUUCCAUGAUUCGUCUCCUAACAGUUCCGACUCGUCCUCGCCUAAUAGCUCAUCCCCCAACAGUGUUCACACGACCUUUCCAGACAGCAACGUCUUGAAAACAAGCCAUUUGCCCGAGGAUAGCUCCAAGGAAAACCAAAAUACUCAACCAAGCACCCUGUGUGACACAUCUUCUCGGUCUGAUUCCGACGGCGAAACCGUUAUUUUGGGGAACCCCACUGCUAUGAAUGAGAAUUACUCUGACAAAGCCUCCCCUAAUAACUCCAGCGCCGAAGAUUCCGGCGCUGUGUCUGGUGCUGGCAUUCAGAUAAACCCUGACGUUGAGAGGAGCGGCACUCCGGAUUCUUUCCGUCACGAUGGCUCUGACUCGUCCUCUCAGGGUUCCACGACAACCUCCCCAGUUUCCCCCCGCUCUAUCUCACCCGCUAGUUCAACUAGUACGGCAUUCCAAGUCCCCCUCGACACCGAUGAAGACGAUGAAGAUGAACCAAGGAUCCCCCAAGGCUCUCAAUCAAUUUGUGCAUAUGCUUCUCCUGUUCAAAAUGGCUGUCGCACUCGGACCAGCUGUGAUAGGAAUGAUGACACUGGCAGGUGGCAUGUUGAACCGGAUGGAUUUAUCAACGAAGCCAGACGGGCCGGAGGGCCAUACCUUUUCCCUUUGCCCGUUGACACAAACAGAUUGAAAAUUAAUGAUCCCCUUCAUGACAUUCUCGAGGAUUGUACGGUUGUCCAACCAAUAAUGUCAAUUCUCGCUGAACACGGAGUCCACCCACUCUCAAUGAGGCUCAGAAAUUGCGAGUACAAGCUUUUCAAUCGGUUCAACUACUUGCCAACUUUGAUUUUCUCUGCAACUCGUGACACCUUCGAUGACUCUUGGGUCCAGGCAUGCCGCCAAAUCUGGACUCACUUAUCCAAUGUCGGCCUUGGAAAAGUCAAUGUUGAGAUAUCGGAAUUCGAGAUCAAGCCAACUUUCGUGUGGUCAAUGCAAAGGACUGACCGCGUUUGGCCAGUCAACAUUGAUUUACUUCUCAGGAUACACGAUGAAGUUGAUGUUACGGGAAUGGUCCGUCUUGGCAUAAUCCGUGAGGGGAACACUGAUAGCAGAGAGAAUCUCCCGCUUACUGUGAGCAUGGAUGUAGAAUACGAUAGCGAUCGAGACUGGCGCGGUACAAGGGAUCAUAUUGUGGAGAUUCUGGAUGACAUGAAUCUCCCUAUGGUUGGGGUCACCAUCAUGAAGGGCGGCAAAAACUUCCGGGGUUAA
Molecule: messenger RNA, 1455 nt
Organism: Penicillium verrucosum
Lineage: Eukaryota; Fungi; Ascomycota; Eurotiomycetes; Eurotiales; Aspergillaceae
Exons: 1
Coding region: 1-1455 (484 amino acids)
Source: RefSeq, a predicted model, not a curated record